AUGAACGAACCAUCGAGAGCCCUGGGAUCUGAUACUCGUGAAAAUGGACCCGAUGGACGUAUGCCCCAACACGACGUCCCUUACUCACAUCAUAAGACUAAUCCUUUAACAGAUCUCAUUGAGACGGAAAAACAAUUUCGAGUAACCGCCUGUUGGCGUCCAGAUGAACUUCCGCCCGCGGAACUAGACACAAUGUUCCGUAAUAUUGAAGAAAUAUACCGACAAAAUAAACGAUUUUGGACGAAACUUUACAAAAUAUCAAAGAGUCCUGAAUCUGCUAAAGAUUUAGGCGACACCUUGAUGAUUUGGGUAGACGAUAUGGAAGCUCCAUACACGCAAUAUUGUCAGCAUUUUAUAAAGGGAUUUGAUAGUUGGCCAAUGAUUGAAGAACAUGAAACAUUACAACAAACUCUUAUUAGGAUAGCAGCGGAACGUAAUCGACCCGUAUCUCUUGAUUUUUUUUUCGAAAUGCCCCUUACGAGGUUACAGUAUUAUAAAAAACUAUAUAUGCGUCUCUUAAAAAGCACAGCACCAGGACGUUCCGACCAUCAACUCCUAUUCUCGGCCAACCAACGCCUCGACAUCCUCAUCGACAUGGAAAGACAAGCAAGAACCCAUAUACAAUCAGGACCAGCCAUUCUUGCGUCAUUGCCACUGAAACAACCUCAGCAUGAUGCGAUAUCAAUACCACCUUCAACACCGCAACAACCACCUGUCUCUCCUGGUUUUCCUCGUAACAAUAAUUUCCCUUCUUCAUCGCCUGGUUAUUCGUUACAUCCAGAACUGAAUUCCGAAUUUCCAAGUCGAAUUAAUUGGAAUUAUGGAUUAGAAGAACUUGAGGAGCAGCUUGAUAUGUCUACUGUUAUUGAUCUUUUUACUAAACAGCCAAAGAAAGUCAAAAUCUCUCUUCGUCCAAAAAGUCUUCCUUUCAAAAGGGACAUUCGCCUGCACGACAACUUCGUCGUGAUAAUUCAGUACGCUGAUGGCUCGGUCAUGCAUAAAGCUCACAUGUUUCUAUUGACUGAUCUCUUGAUGAUUUGUCGUGUGCUCACCCCGGAAGAGAAGCAGCGUAUGCCACAUAUUGAAUUUUUGCUUUUGUAUCCGCCGUUAAGUGGAAAACAUUUAGCUGUUCGGGAUUUGAAUGAUACUAAAGAUGAUCUUUUGGAAUUGUUUGUUAUGAAACGAGAAAAAAUUAUUCUUCGUGCCGAGUCAAAAAUUGUGAAGGAUCGGUGGUUCCAGGGAUUUAACGAGAUUAUUGAUUUUGCUACCAAAGCAAGUGUCAAACCAAGAGUCAAUACGGACCCUCGCUCCUUGAGUCAAGACCCUGCUCGUACUUCCCCAUUAUCAGCAAAUGACACGAAACGUAGCCCAAAGAGCCCAAUUUCACCUUAUGUCAUGAGAGAUAACAGCAAUGAUGGUGGUCAAUUGCUAACUCCUCCGACUGCUCAACAUCAAUUGUCGCAACCAUCGUCGCCCGUAUCCUCAGAAAGAAAAAUUUUCCCGUCGAAUAGUGAUCAAAAUAUGAACUCUCCUGAUUCACGUUCACGUUUAUCACCUCCAGGAUUAGCUAUGAAUAAUAACUUUAAUAAUUCUACGGUGUAUCCAAACAGCCUGCCCAACACAAACAAUCCACCAAAUUUACAUUUUCAACAGCGAUCCAGAACUCCGGAUCCACCACGUAAUGCCGGCGGGCAAUAUCCCGGGGACUAUAAACCUUAUCCACCCGAAUCAUCAUCUCGUCGUAGUGACCCAACAGCCGCAGAAGUUCACAUGUCGCCAAAUCGUCAAAGAUCAAACUCCAAUAGCUCUCUUGCGUCCGUUUCUAGUGUAGCAGCAACUCGCGAGAUCCUUUACAAAACACCACCAUGUAAAGUUUUUAUAUGGAAAGAGUCUACGUGGAAACCGUUGACGACAAGAGAAAAUUGUAUUAUAGAAAUUAGAUUGACCACGACGGGUAAAUGUUGUUGGGCUAUAUUAUUAGAAAAAAGUAGACGCAUGGUUCUUAAUGCAUGGAUCCUCCCGUCGACAACUUUACGUCGAGAGACGCCGACUGACUUCAGUAUAUCUUGUGAAAUGGGUCAGGGCAAAGAAUAUUAUCGAAUUAGUACGCCACAUCCUGUCGAAGCUGAUCGUUGUAUGCAAAAUAUCAAGGGGAAUGAACAAAAUCUAUCACCACAAUCACAAUCACCAAGAGUUCAAUUUCCGCCGCAACAACAGCAAAAUCUAUCACCACAAUCACAAUCACCAAGAGUUCAAUUUCCGCCGCAACAACAACAAAAUCUAUCACCACAAUCACAAUCACCAAGAGUUCAAUUUCCGCCGCAACAACAACAAAAUCAAUCACCACAAUCACAAUCAAUAAGAUUUCAACUUCCGCCGCAACUUAAACAACAAUUACCAGCACAACCACAAAAUGUUCCAAGGUUAGUUGUUCCCGUCCAACCCCAAACACCCCGUUCCUCCUCCCGUUCCGCCUCACUAGCACAAGAAACCGCGCAUGAGAUCGUGGCAACAGUCACAAAAAUAAUGGAAACAAAAUGUCGUGUAUUCCUACAGAACGAUCACGGUGUAUGGACAAAUCUCAAUUGGGGCCACAUGAAAUUAUCAAUUGAGACGCCGGCACAUCGUAAACGAAUUGUGAUCAGUUCUGAUAAACAACAGACGAAAAUUAUUGAUGCUAUUGUGUGGGAAGAUGGAGUCGAACGUGUGGGCAAAACUGGGGUUGCGAUAACAUUGGCGAAUAUGGGAAUUGUGUACAUGCUUCAGAUGAAAGAGGAAAAGACUGCAAUAAAGGCAUUUGAGUUGAUGAAAGAGAAGAAGGUCAAGUCGUGA
This is a messenger RNA of Ambispora gerdemannii, 2832 nucleotides long. The record is from the annotation of a GenBank genome assembly. Lineage: Eukaryota; Fungi; Glomeromycota; Glomeromycetes; Archaeosporales; Ambisporaceae.